Messenger RNA from Poecilia latipinna (sailfin molly), 7535 nucleotides. RefSeq names its product kelch-like family member 34 (gene klhl34). NCBI's taxonomy places the organism in Eukaryota, Metazoa, Chordata, Actinopteri, Cyprinodontiformes, Poeciliidae. The record is from RefSeq and is a predicted model, not a curated record. Gene Ontology annotation, molecular function: protein binding.
AUCAGACAACAUAGUAAUAAAAUAAUUCAGACAAGAGAAACACUUUCAAAUAUAUAUUUAUAUUUUCAAUACAAAUUAAUGAAACUGAUACUUAAAGCAGGUAAUAUAUGCUGUAUAUGUAAGAACGUUAUUUUUGGUGUUUAUUGUAUUUUAUUGAUCAAACGUCUCAGCAGGUAGCAAAUAAUAUUAGGACAACAAAGCUUGUCUAUUAACAAGAGGUCUCACUUCAACAUAAACUGUAGGAGUGUCCAAUUUUGGUUAAGACAUGUUUAUUCUUCAUUCAGUGAAGUUAUUUGCAGUGAGUAGAGUUUAUUCGAAUAGUAAUAUUACUGAAGUAAAACUAAGCAGUUCAUCUACUCCUAAACUUUAACUGGCCUGUGAUUAAAUAUUUCUACUGUAUCAACUGAAGGGUUGGUUGCUUGGGGAUUGGAGGUAAAUAUUACUUAUAUUUUUGUUGAUGUUUUUGUGUUUUCCAGAAAAUUAAUAUUAUCACAGUAAAACCUAUAAAAAAACAACAGACCCAUUUUGUCAUUUCCUGUUAAGCUAAAAGAUAAAAAAAUAAUAUGUUGGUUGGUUUUUCUACACCAAAACAUCUGUUACUGAGUGGAAAUCAAAUAAAUGUAGCUAAAUUUCAUUUUAUACACUGGUGUAGAUUUUCAGUGGUUGAAUAAAAAGCAACAGGACUUUAGUCAACAAUCACACCAAUCGACCGGUAGCAUCAGUAAUCGGAUAUAAUGACGAAUGAUUGCUCUGACCGUAACUUACUCCGGUACUUCCUGCUUAUGUUCAGAACUGAAGAAACCUUCUGGAUGAGAAGGGAAAAAUCUAGUUGCCCUUUAUUUGAGGAUGUAUCUUUAUUGUCUGUUUUAUUUUUAUUUUUGAGUGUUACCAUAUUUUUGAAAUUUUGGGUUUGUCAAUGACAACCGUGGGAUGGGUUGUAAUAAAAUAAAGUGAUGACACUUGUGGUUCCAACUGUGAAACAAAGAGAUUAAUGGAAACGCGCCAAUUUAGAAAAAACUCACAUUUUCAGUAAAAUGUUUUUGCCCAGGAUGAGGCAGUUUCUCAGCUGUAUCGAAAUUAGUGUAUUUUGCUAAACUGCAAUGGAAACACUUUUUUUUUGAGUCAUGAUCAAAUAUCAGAUGUUACUACUGGUGGAAAUGACAAAGAAGACGACAGGAAGUGGUAGAAGGAAGAUGGUGUGACAAUUUUUAAUAAUCUAUUGCUUGAACAAAGUUAUCCACGUGUGAAUUUUAUUGCAUUUUUUUAUUUAAUGGAAGCACUAUAAUUCUGAAAUUGUGUUUUUUGACAUUCAUAGAAUAUCAACAAUGUUUUGCGCAGCUUUUUCUGCUAAUAUGGAUUCUUCCUUAGGGUUAAGGUCUAUAUUUUUUGUUAAUCUGCAUUGGAUUUGAAGAAUUUUCCAAGGAAGCUAUGAUAAAUUAUCUUUACCAGGAAAUCCUUGAUCUACUCUGAGGUCUAAAACAUCUUUACAAUACGUUUUGCAGAUGACAAUCGUAGUAAAGCUAAAAACCUGGUUCAUUCCGAGUUAUUUUCCCCAAUCCUUCGAUGUGAAUCCAGACUCCUUAGGGAGGAAACCAAUUUCAGCCACUUGUAUUUCCAAUCUCUAUGUUUCAGUCACAUUUUGGCUCAAGGGCUUAGGUGAGAAAUGGAGUGUCAAUCAAAUAGUAAAGUUAAAGAUUUGACUUUAAGGCCGGUUUUCUCUUCAACAUUAUAUCUCUUAGGCUUUGUACAGCCAUUUUCUGUGGACAAUCAUGAAAAACAUGUUGAAAAUGAGGGACAUAUAUGUCUUUUAACAAUUUCCAGCGUUAUUUAGAUGCCAGGUAACUUCUUAAAGUCGACUUCUUUUCAACCUUUCACCACAUAUGGAUCUGUUUUAGACCAGUGAUCCCUAAAGAUCACUCAUUAUCCUCCAUAGUUUAGAGGUGAUUCAAAUAAAUCCACUUUCCAUCUAAUAAGUUUGUAAUAAGAUGACAGCUAUUUAAAUCUUUUGUAUGGCAACAUUAAAACCUGUAAAACAUCCUGGACAGAACAGUGACCCAGAAAGUGAACAAACACUGAAGUCUUGCCUGUCGGGUUUCUGCUGAGCACCGCCAUUUUGAAUGUCAAGAGCUGCUCAUUCAACGCUGGUUUUGCAAUGUGACAUUUCUAAUUUUGGAAGUCCGUCAGCAAAUGGGUGCUGAAGGAGAUGAGAUCAGGUAUGAUUUCAGUACAAUAAGUAGCAUUAGCAACACUGAAGGGCCCAGAAAGAACCAUUUUCCUGUAGUUGGUUCAGAUCGAGGCAGGUCAGGUUUCAGCCAUUGUAAAUUGGUAAAAAUAUGCAGGGAAAUGGCAUUUUUAAAUCACAUAUUACAAAACUUAGAAAUUUUAAUUAUUUUGUGUUGUUACUUUAAUUUCUUAGUGUUGGGGAAAUUGAAAUGUAAUCUGUGUAAGUCCAAAAAAUGUUAGAAAAACACAUAGGUUUUCAUAGUGUAUCCCAACUUUUCCACAUUUGUAUAUGGAUAUUGAAUAAAAGUGGGUCGAGAACACUGCCUUAAGGGAACUCCACGUGUAAUUUCUGUUCAUUCAUUUUUAUAUUUGCCAGGUGGCACAAAGUUUUGAUCUGGCAAAUAAGAUGUGAGCCAUUCAAACAUAUUUCCAGUGUCAAAAGCAGCACUGAGAUCAAUUAAAAACAAGACAAGAUUUUAUUGCUUUGCUAAAAUGUACACUAAUAAACCAAUCUCUCACUCCAGCUGCAGAAGAGUUAAUAAACCUUUAAAAGAGGCUCAAAGGUGCAGAAUCUAGAAGUCAACCUAAAACAAACUUUUUCAAUCUUCUGUUUCAUGAAAGAUUAAAAAGGCGUAAAAAUUGUCUCAGUUUUAUUACCCUCGAAAUUAUCUUUCUGCUUGAUUCUCAUUUCCUUCAGUUCUGUCUGGGAUUUCUUCCAUUGAACUCAAUUUCUCCAUUUGUUUACAGUGCAGGUCAUUUCCGUCAAGUCUCAUCGAGCUAGCGCACGGCUAAACGUUAACGACCGGGUAAAAUCAGACCCAAUUGUUUAAAAGUUCAACAGAGUUUACACCUUCAGCUAGCAAUAGCUAACGGUCAAGAACAAACUGCAUUACUGAUUUAGUGUUUACAGUUUUUAAUCGUCUCAUCAUGUUUAGGUUUUUAAACCAAAUACCCCAACAGUAAGUAGCAGCUUUAGUUUUUCAAAUAAUUUUGCUGCUUUCCUAAACAUAUAAUCUUGCCAGCAGAUUUGUUGAACAGUUUCUGGUAUGAAAAACAUCCAGAAAUAGGAUGAUUGACUGUGAAAGUAAUACUGUGAAGAUCACACAUUAAAAACUGAUUUAAUCUUGGCUGAGACAUUUAAUCCUCUCAGGUGGGUGUUAAGGAGAUUGACAUAGCAAAGAUGUGAGAUUGGUUACCUCAAGGCUAAAUCAUUUAAUUCCUGAAGUUUUUCUGAGCCCUGCCAAAGCAUAAAAUUUGUCUCCUGUUAUUAUUCUUUAUUUUUUUCUGUAUUCUCUUAGGUGGAGGUGUCAACAUUAGCAAACACACAUACCCCCAGAAAUUACAGCACAAAUCCAUCACCAAAUCACGUGUCUCUUUGCACAUAGAUAAACGCUCACAUGUAGCAGCUGCAGCUAAGAUUAGAUGCCCAUCAGGUCAAGGAGGAAUAGUCACCCAAACAAACACUCCCGACACCGAGCGCCAAAGAUUAAAAACUCUUUGCAGCUUAUAAAAGAUAAAAAGGAACAUGGUUUUCACUUCAACGAGAAAGCAAUGUACUGGACUUUGAAGAAUAUACUACGACGCCAACAAAAACAUGCAAACUCAUUUGCUGGGGUAUCAAAAUUCACAUUUAAAUGUCUCUCAGCAUGUCGUGUUUUCAUGGUUGAGCCCUGACAGUAGCUGAACAUUAAUCAGAUACAUCCAUAAACAUGCUGGGAAGCUUGUAGGCGCGCUGUUUUUCCCUCCUGCUCCCUCUCUUCUGCUGCAUAAAAAUAAUACAGUGACAUCCAUCUUGUGGCUGUGAAACUCUGCAGGUCAGAGGGAGGUUAAAUGCCUCCCCAAAGGGGACAGGAUUACCCUGAUACCAACAGCAACGGGCUACUUCUAACACCUCAGAGGAAAACCCUCACAUUUAGUGAUGUGGAAAAGUUUUAAAACAUCCCAGAUCAAGCUAAACUCAAUUUCAAAAACUCUUGGACAGAGUUUGUGCAAAGUUUAUUUUACUCAUCAAAAUUAGUGAAGAAUGGUAGGGUUAUCAUAGUUUCUUAUACUUUAGUUUUGUUAUUGUGACUUUUUGUCCAAUUUGGUUAGUUUUAAAUAGUUUUAGAGUCUGUUAGUUUUUAAUACUUAAUAGCUAAAUCUUGCUUAGUUAUAAGUAGUAAUUUUAGUUUUUUCCUAUUUUUGAUAACUUUCAGGUGCAGAAUUCAAAAAGUCAAAGUAUUGUAUUGUGAUUAUGUCUACAAUGAUUUGGUAAUGGAUACUCAACAGAAGAAAACAAUUUCAAAAACAUAUAAAAAUAUUGUUGAACAACCAACGAACUGGCGUUUUUUUCCCAACUUUUACUGUCGCCAUUUUGUGGACUAGUUUAAUUUGCUGGCAGCCAAUGUCAGCUGCUUAUGUGGGAUACAAAAUUCAUAAACACAAAAACAAAUUAUAUUAUUAACACUAAAACUAAUUAGAAUUGUGUGUUUCAAAACAAACUAAAACAGAACUAAACCUGAAAGUUUCUCCAUCUUUAAUAGUUUCUACUAAUGGCUCUUUUGGAAUCACCUUGAUUCAGAUGAAAUUACCGUUUCUGUCGUCAUACAUUAGCAUCUCUUAAAAUGUUCUGCUGGUAAAGUUUCAAGAGAUCAAAAUUCUGGAUUGUAUCAAUAAAAUCCAGUUUAAAAGAUUAGAGUCCAGCUUUCAUAGUAUUGUCCUUCCAGAUGAAUCCUCUAAGCUGUUUCUAUUCCUGACAGAAAGGUGCUUUAUCAACCGUGCCCAUCAGAUUCCUGGACGCCUUGACUGCAGCAGCUGUAUUUACAGAUGACUUCAUCCACAGAGAUAGACACUCAAACCCCAAUCUGGCUCCCUGUCCGUCCAACUCUGUUGGAUAACACAAUGUUUGUUUGUUGGUUGAUAUUAAAUUGAAGGCAUGCGCCUGGGGGAUACUCCCUAGAGGACUCGGAGUAAAGGGCAGCUGACAAACACAAAGCCAACAGCGCCAGUGUCCCAGACAUAGACAAGAGCGCCAAGUCUCAGUGCCAAAGAGGGACGGGUCACAGGGCUGUGUUGAUGUGUAUGUGCAGGGGGCUGUCAUGACCUCCCUAUCAUGGUGUCGGAUAACAGCUUCUGCAGACAGAAGAGGACUAAAACAGAUGGAAACUUAUGCAUGGAUACCUACUCACUCCUCUACAGUUCCUCACACAGAACCGGACUCCUCUCUGGCUUCCAGCGUUUGCGGGAUCAGAAGAAGAUGUGCGAUGUCGUCCUGGAAGCAGGCGGUGUUUCCUUCCCAUGUCAUCGCAGUCUGUUAGCGAGCUCCAGUGACUACUUCUGGGCCCUUUUUGGAGAGACAACCACAGAGAGAUCAGCAGACUCCAUCAGACUCCCGGCGCUGACGCCUGAGGGUCUGGAAGCCAUUUUGGAUUUCUUGUACUCAGGGUGGUUGAGCAUUUCUUCCUCCACACUUCCUGUUGUUGUGGAAGCAGCCCGGUACCUCCAGGUGGAGGCGGCGCUGUCAAUAUGCGAGCGAUUUAUGGCGGAUGGCUUAACUGCUGAUAAUUGCUGCUACUAUGCCAAUCUGGCUGAGCAACACUUCCUCCUGAAUGCACUUGAGGCUGCAAAUCAAACCAUUGCCAAGAAGAUGUCGGUUCUGCUGCAGAAAAGCAGGGUUGUUCUCCUUGGUUUGAACUUUCCGUCGCUGAUGGCAGUGCUAGAUGCAGACAAGAUACCUGGGGUCAAGGAAGUGGAUCUCAUAAGACUUUCUCUAGACUGGCUGGAUGAAAAUGGGCCCCUUCCACUGCUAAAGUCAAACCUUCUACUGAGUCGUCUACGCUUCGGAUUGGUUGCGCCUUCAGAGCUUUCUGACCUUUGCCAUGGAAAUAGGGCCAUGGCCACUCCUCUGAUCAGAAGUCAGCUGACUCGGGCUCUUGAGUACCAUCAUAUGGGUUCAGCUCAGCCAACAGCACAAAGCAGGCAGUCGACCCUUAGAGGAUCACCCAAUCAUGUGCUUCUUGUUGGUGGUGGGGUUAGCCCUGAUUGGCCAGAGCAACAGGUGCUGGCGUUCGACACCUGUAGCAGGAAGUUUUCAUCGCCAGGUUUUGCUCUACCUCUGAGACUCAGAAAUGCCUGCGUCUGUUCAGUGGGAGGUUUUCUCUUCGUGAUUGGCGGUGAAGACAUGAAAAAUAGCGAUGAGAAGUCUGUCACUGUGUCGACCUCAAGCCAAGUCUGGAGGUACGAUCCACGCUUCAACCACUGGAAGCAGAUGGAGUCCAUGCUGGAGAGGCGGGUGCAGUUCACCUUCUGCGUGGUGGAGGACGUCAUUUAUGCUAUUGGGGGACGACAGUCACAUCCGAACUCCAUGACGUACACUUCCUUAGCUUCUGUUGAGUAUUACGACAUGGCUUCAGGAGUGUGGCGGAGAGCUGCAGCGAUGCCUUACCCUCUUCACGGCCACGCAUCUACCGUGCUUGACAAGAGUAUCUAUGUGACAGGAGGACUCCCUGCCCACCAGGGCCGCAUCCAUGUUAGUAACCAGGAUGUAAACAGGGAAAUAAGUAGUGAAUGCAUCUCUUGGGACCUGAAGCCCACAGUCUGGGAAAAGAGGGCAUCCAUGUCCAUCCCAAGGUUUGGUCAUAGAUUGGCAACCGCCCACGGUUACAUUUAUGCCCUGCUGGGGAUGUACGAGCAGUUUUGUGACAUUGAACGGUACGACCCUCAGUCGAACCACUGGACCCGCCUCAAACCACUCGCAAACGGCUUGUUCAACUACGGGAUGUUAACCAUGGCAGGUGGGAAUCUGCUGGUAUUCGGCGGUAGGAGGUGGAGCGACGGACAGCAGGUGACUGUAAGGAACGUGCUGGAGUAUGAUACGAAGAAAGAUCAGUGGAGAGAAAUCGCCCAGCUCCCAAGACCUCUGACUGGCACUGAGUGCACUCUGCUGCCUCUGCCGGACUAAUAGACCCAACCUUAACAUCUAUAAGAAAAGUAUCACCUUCAGAAUAACUGUUGAAUUAUCUCGUUCAAUUGCCAUGAAGAGAAAUAAAAAGCUGUUGCUGAAAGCUUUAAUGCCAGUGGUAGAAAUGAGUUGUCCGAGAUGAAAAUUUGAUCAACACUCAACACAUUUACUUUCCACCUUAAAGCUGCAGUAGGUAACAGGUCUUAGCGCUGUCAAUCAAAUCUGGAUACUCGCUGCUAAAUGUGCUAAUGGCAGAGAAAUAACUUACCGUAAUGGGAAAACCGUUUAUCCGUGGAUAUCUGUGUGCAUGCUAACUAGCCUGCGCAUUCACAACAUGCUAUGCUAGCUGCAGCUGAAGGUUGACAGAGGAUGA